This is a messenger RNA of Acanthamoeba castellanii str. Neff, 807 nucleotides long. RefSeq lists its product as uncharacterized. The transcript is spliced from 3 exons. The record is from RefSeq and is a predicted model, not a curated record. The coding region runs from base 1 to 807 and encodes 268 amino acids. Lineage: Eukaryota; Discosea; Longamoebia; Acanthamoebidae.
AUGCUGCAGCCGCAGAAUCCCUGGGAGACAGGAGAGCUGGCAGGCCUGAUGGGCCUCGCCAAGGACGAGGGCGAGGUGGUCAGCACCUGGUCCGUAGGAGUGGGCUUCGACCACCAAAUGGCUCCCGUCCUGCGCGGCAAGGUGGAGCCACGGCGCUACCGGAAGACGAUAACCGAGUUGAAUCGCAUAACGCGAAAGGAGAACGUGUACAACUACGUCUUCACGCUGCUGCUGCUCAUCUUUGUCGUGCUCCCCAUCGGCUACUACUUCUUCUUUGCCGACAUCAUGCGCGGUUCGUCGGGCAAGGAGAUCAUCGUGCUGCACGACACGGCGCUCAUGGGCCUCACCUACAUCAUUCUCGCGUGCGACGUACCGGCCCUGCUCUACGUGGCCUAUCUGGGCUACCGGCGCGAGCAGAACGAGAUCCACUCGCUGUCGCACUUCCUCCUCAUCAUCCUCUCCUUUGGCAACACGAUCGCCUAUCCGUUCGCGCUCGAGUUCAUCCACGCCGAGAACCUCUCCAUCCUGUUCCUCCUCUACCCGCUCAUCUUCCCCUUCCUCAGCCUCAUCUCCAUUUUCAUCAACAGACGCCUACCCGAGCUGCUGGGAGAGGCGAACGAGUUUAUUGAGAAGGAGAACCUGGAGUACUACCACGGCAGGGGCGUCACGCUGCGGCUGAGACCGGAGGUGGGCGACCGCGUGCACAUGGUGGUCAACAUCUCCACGGGCUACAACAGCACCGAGGACACCGACAGACCCCCGGCCGCCGACGCCGACGGCCAUGAACAGGCCUACAAGGAGGUGUAG